Molecule: messenger RNA, 192 nt
Organism: Protopolystoma xenopodis
Lineage: Eukaryota; Metazoa; Platyhelminthes; Monogenea; Polystomatidea; Polystomatidae
Source: the annotation of a GenBank genome assembly
AUGGUGGAUAUUAUGACCAAAACAACCGUGUACCACAAUGGAACAGUUCGCUGGGUGCCACCGGCGAUAUACAAGAGUUCUUGUCAGAUUGACGUUGAAUUCUUUCCCUUUGAUAUCCAAGCUUGCUCUAUGAAGUUUGGCUCUUGGAGUUAUAAUGGAAAAGAAGAAAAUAGCAGUAAUUUAAUGUCGUGA